Messenger RNA from Paramecium tetraurelia, 3513 nucleotides. RefSeq lists its product as uncharacterized. The transcript has 5 exons. Lineage: Eukaryota; Ciliophora; Oligohymenophorea; Peniculida; Parameciidae. The record is from RefSeq and is a predicted model, not a curated record. Gene Ontology annotation, biological process: phosphorelay signal transduction system.
AUGCAUUUACUGUUAACAAUCAAAUAAAAAUUGCGUAAAGUUUAAAUUCUGUUAAAUCACCUAAUUGAUGUGAUUGUUUUGAUUUCUAUGUAACACUUCAAUAGAGAAAAUGAUAAUGAGUUCAUUAUAAGACUCGCAUUGUAGAUAGGAAUUUAAACUUCAAAAUCUAUGCUGUUUUAGUAUGAUUAGUUUAGCAUGAUUUUUUAGAAUAUUUUAAAAAUUUCAUCAAUAACAAUCAUCAGAUGGUACAUAAUCAAGGAUUAUAAUACUUUUAAAAUUAUAGUAUUACUGACCUCCAUGAUAUUUUAUUAAAUAAUACAACUUCUGAUUGUUACUUCCUAUUCUUAUGCUUAUAAAAAUAUUUGGAUCAAUAAUGAAAAGAUGAAAAAGAAUAACUAAAUGAUCGAAAAACUGCUCUAUGAAUUACCAAUAGGAAUUAUCUUAUUCAAUUCAAAUGGUGAAGUGUAAUUUUAAAACUCAAUUUCAUAUAAAUAUUUACCAAAAUCAAUUGAUUUAGUAUCAAAAAAAUAUAAUUUGGAAUCUGUUUAAAAGUAUAGUGAUUUAAUUCUAAUGGAGGGGGACUAAGCAAAAUUCUAGAAGGUUUUCGAGGAAACUUUAGAAUCCACAGAUCCAAUAAUAGUCUCAUUUGCAUUUUAAGGUCAUCCUAUACCAAUCUGUUGCCAUUUGCGAAAAUAGGUUUUCAAUAAAAACUCUAUUGUGGAAGCAAUAUUUAUUGAGAAAUCAGACGAUUAAUCCUUGAUUUACGACAAAAUAUCUUAGAGUUUAUAAAUAAUGAAGAUCUAAUAGAUUUCUGAGAUUCUAUCGAAAUAACCAGAAAGAAUGAAGUAGUAAUUACUGUAGUCUCUAUUUCCCAUGCUAAACAAUACAGAUUACUAAAAGUCUGAUUAGAUUGUAUGCAAUUUAAAAAAUUACUUUAAAUUUUUUGCUGAUUGUUUACAAAUAAUCUACAAAACAGAUCCUAAUGUAAAAAUAGAGAAUGAUGUUCCUGACCAAGCAUUUAUAGAUAUAGUAAAGUUGCACAGUAUUUUAACCUAAUUGAUUUCUUAUAUCUAUCAAGAACAUAAUCGAAAGUAGAUGAUGUAAGGAUUUCCAUCUUAGAGGUAAUUGGUCCAAUAAAGUGAAAAGUAAGUACAACGAGAGGUGAAUAAUUUCUCUUUGAUUUCAUUUACAAUAUCUAAAGGCAAUGAAUUGCAGGUGACAAUAUAGAUAGAUUAUCAUAAUCAAAUCCAAGAAUUAGAAAUGUUGUUUCAGAGAUUCGACUUUGAAGGACUAAAAAGCUAUGACUUUAGGUUGUAGCAAUUACAAGAAGAAGACUUAUCAUACACUUCAUUUAUCCAUAUUUUGCAUUAGAUUUACUAGAUAGAAGGUCAAAUAGAAGUAUGUGAGAGAUUGGAUAAUAUUAAGAUUCAAAUGAAUAUUCCAAUGCGAUUGACAAAUGAAUAUUAGUCAGUUCUCUUAGAUCAUUAUAUCAGCAUGGGUAAGUUGGAUACUCAAUCCAAAAUCUAUUCAAUAAAUAACGAGAUAUUUUAGGCUUUCAGAAUUAAAUCCACAAAGAAGAUCUCCUCUACAUAAAGGAUAGCUCCCCAGCCAGCCUCAAGGGUUAAUGAGGAAACCGUAAAGGUUCAAACUUCUCUAAGUGAAUAGAAGCCAUUUUAAAUUUGCAAAUGUUUUGAAUUUACUUAUCGACCUAAUGUUGUAAGUGAAGAGGAGAAAUUGGAAUCCAAUAAAAUAGUAAGUCCUAACUUGUCGCCUAUUAAUAAACCAUCAUCUUUGAACUAAGCGGAUGUUGCUACUUUUGAUAUCGAAGAUAGGAUCAAUACUUAAAUGCAUUCAGUAGAAAAGGCUGUAUCCAAGGUCUUAGAGUAAGUUUUAUCGGAAAUCAUGACUUUUAAAGGGAAAAGAAUCAAUGUUCAAUUUAGAAAUUCGAAGCAUAAACAAAAGUCAUUUGAAACAUCUCCCAGCAAUUCAUCGGCCUAACAAUAAAAUUAAAGAAAUACAAGUGUACCAAAUUUAUAAUAAUUUCGAACUACCAUCCCUGAAAAGAGAGAAACCAAUACUAAUUAAUAACAAUAGUAGUAACCAUCAUAACAUCCUAAUCAAUCUUUGUUUAAGUAGAUUGCUAUUAAACAAAUGCCUCUAUAAACAUCAUAGAAUUUUGGAUCAUAACCUUCAUCAACAACUUAAUCAUAAUAAAUGAACUCCGUCUAACAAACCAAAAGAUAAUAAGGAACAUAAUUAUUAAGAAAUCUUAGAGAGAAUGAUUCAAAAGUACAACAACUAGAAUAAAGCGAUUAAUUCAAGCCUGAUGAGAUUACUGAUGAUCUCAAGAAUUCUAUGAAAUAUAUUCCUUCUAACUAAGAGGAUCCUAUAUUACAAAAAUCCUAAACUUCCUUUGGAGUUAUUGUUCAACCAGUUUAAACUCAAGGAUCUGAGAAAUCCCCUUGCUUCAAAGUGUAAAAGUCGGUAACAAUAAAUGAGAUUGAAAACCAAUCAGAGGAAAUCAAACAGUAGGAAACUAUUGAUUUAAAAUAAUAUUACAAGGAGAACUUAACAUAUUUAUUAGUGGAUGAUUCAACAGAUGGUUUAGAUUUCAAAGUUAAAUAAACUCAUUAGUUUGAUUAAAGUAUAACAUGCUCAGAUGCUUCUCAAAAGAUUAAGUCUAUGUUUGAAAAAAAUAAAAUUUAUCAUUUUAUUAUUGUUAGAAUUAAUCUACCAAAAAAGAAUGGAAUCUAAUUCAUUUAAGAAAUAAGAUAGCUAGAAAAUUAACAUAUCCUACCUAAACAGUAUUUUGUUGGUAUUGAAAGCAAUAUAUCCUAAACUCUUAAGCAAUCAUGCAUACAAGCUGGUUUUGAUGAAGUUUAAGAAAAACCUUUAAAACCACAAUAUUUAGCUUAGUUAAUUGAAAGCCGUCUAAAUCCCCCUCCUGGAAUAAUUUGGAAACCAAUUACUAAGAGUUGCUCAAUUAUGGAUUAAUAAGAGAAAAUAAAUUAAAUUCAUAAAGAACUAGACUAAAUUGCUAUACCUCAGAAAAUUUCUUCGUUCUAAGACAUCCCAGUAGCUUCCAAAUAGCCUCAGUUUAGAAAAGCAUUCUACUAUCCUAUUGUCACUAUAUACAUAUUAGAUGAUUCAAGUGUAUAGCUUAGUGCAUUAUCAUCCAUGAAAUUCAAUUUCAAAGUUAAAGUUGAAUUCGAUAGAACAGUUGAUGCUGGACUUAAACGUUUUGAUAAAUCAUUUGAAGAAAAGAAAAUUUAUCAUAUAGUCUUAGUUAAAAUGAAUUUUACAUAAAAAAAUGGAUUAGAGAUUUUACAAUAAAUUAGAGAAAUGGAAAAGAAAUAUUUAGUUCCAAAAUAAUUUAUAGUAGCUAUAGAUAGUGACUUUACUGAAGAUAAAAAGACGGACUUAAUCAAGCAAGGAUUUGAUGAUGCUUUGACGAAACUUAUUGAUAAAAGAUUAUUAGAAGGAAUACUAUAAAAAAGAUUAGAAGAUGAUUGA